AGUGGGUGAGGGAACACCUUCCCGGGCACCAGUGGGUGAGAGAACACCCUCCCGGGCAGCAGUGGGUGAGAGAACACCCUCCCGGGCACCAAUGGGUGAGAGAACACCUACUACACCCCGGGAACAAUUGAGGGGCGGGUCCACAAGAAACAUUUCUCAAAAGCGCAGUUAUUUAAGGCGGCGAGCGAGGUGAAAGCUACAGUAGUGUAGAGUGGUCCCCUGCGUCAGUGACUGUCUACCGCCCUUACUGACGGAUUACACGGUGAUAAACAAUGAGAGACUUGGUGGUAAUGGCGGUGGCGGCGGCGCUGACGGUGGUUGUGGUGGAGAGUCAGCAGCUGGCCGGACACAGAGUUCACCCCGCACAACGUCGGCAGGUGCUCGACGUGGGCCCCUUCUCUCAUGGAGGCGGGAGGCCGCCCCCAUCCAGACACAGAAGGCCUCCUCCUCCUUCAGGAUUCAGGGGGCCACCACCGUCCCUUCAUUCUAGUGGAUCCAGACCACUCUACCAUGGCCCACCUACCCAGGAGGGCACUGGGUCAUUUGGUUCUCCCUUCGACCCCCAGCAAGGCACAGGGCACUUGCCUCUAGAUCCUCGACCACACUUUGACAAUCCACACUUCCUGCCGGAAGAAGAUAUUAUUGUAUCUGGAGAAGAAGAGGCUUUAAAAGGAGGCGACUUUCUGCCGCUCUUCAGUGACGACGAGCAUCCAGAGUCAGCUCGGGAGACCGCUGAUUCGCGACUUCCUUCAGAGCAUUUAAGGCCUCCGGUACCUCAGCCAGACAUCUUCUCCCCACCACAGGCUCAGGACGAACUGCGUCACCAGGAACACCAAACACAGGAACAAACAUCGCCUCAGGAAGAGCACCAAAGAGGAGUCACUCAGGUGCUUGUAUCUGAAGUUACUCCGCUGCAAGAAGAGGAGCCCCAGCUGCAACAGCCCCCACGGUCAAGAAAGCCACUCGUACAGAGUUCAGACGCAGCAAAGAAGUCUCAGCAGGAGCUACAAGAGCCGCCGCAACAGUUAGGAGGUCAGCAGUACGAACAGGAGACUAAAGAGGUGGUGAUCGUGUCUGCUGCUCGGCCCAACCACAGCCAGAGUCCUGGACCUCUUCGGCCACACUCACAACUGGACGCCAGAGACCGUCGCCCCUCCCACCCUAACCAGUUGCCUCUGUACAACGUGAUAGAGACCCACGACAUCCAGGAAGCAGCGUCGCAAGAGCGGCCAUACCGGGUGUUGUAUGACUACGAGAACCAGGAGCAGGAAAAGGAGGAGGAGGAGGAGGAGGAGGAGGAAGAAGAAGAACCUGACCGUCUAUCCAUCCUCCUCCUGGACUCGCACUUCUCCUGCAUCGACAAGAAGAACGGUUACUACGCCGACGAGGACGUUGAGUGCGAGGUCUUCCACUACUGCCAGGACCGAGUCAAGCACUCGUGGCUGUGUCCCCAGGGCGCCUCCUUCCACCAGGUGCACCUCAUCUGUAUACCCCGCUCUGAAGACAACAUCUGCGAGAAAUCCUCCAAGUUCCACUUCGUGAAUGAGUUUCUGUACAAGGAACUGGACGCAGACAGCGGUAGCAACAAGACCUACGCUGACCGAUACUACCCCGAGGGCUUCGAACACGGCCUGGCCGGCGUGGACACCGACCAGCAAGUGACAUAUCCAGUAGGGGUAGCAGGCGCCCCGCCACAGGCGCCGCGACGUCCAUCUCCUGUUUACCUGGACAAUCUACCUCACACUCAACCACAGUACCACGAGGACACCACUGAUCCCUACGUCGACAGGCAAGUCGAGCAAUUCGCAAGGCCACAUAACGCUGGGGUUCCACAGGGCUUCUCAAGACCGGUGUACAGGGGUGGAGGACAAGGGUUUGGCAACCUAGAAGAGGUUUUGGCUCAAAGAAGGCCAGGCUGACCCCACCGACCCCAGCUGGUGCUGCGCUCGAGGUCGUAGAACUCACUAAUACGUUGAAAAAACAAGAGCACAUAUAUUAUUUGGUACAUCCUGUUGCGGGAGUUGCUGUUAGGAUGGCCACGUAAUCACAGAGACUGAAUACCACUCUUACAUAGUCUUAGCUUUAAAGCUAUCUUCUUCCAGUAUUCCUGACAAUCAGGUCACUGCAUGAAUGAUAUAUUUUUAAAUUAUAAUUAAGCUAUUAAUAAAAAACAUGAACAAUAGACAAAUUAAAUUAAAUUGAUCUCACAAUUAAUUGCGCCGUGCUUCUCUUCAGUUGCAAGAGGCCUCCUGCCAGUUGGGAGGCUUCGGGUUAAGGCCGCUGCCUCCCAACACAUCGACACGUAACUCUGUGUCUUCGUAACUCACAUUCAUAAUACAAAAUAAUAAAUUAUGUUGAAUAUUAAUACCAAGAGUUGUGUGUGACAGUGAAGGCGGAGGUCGUAACCUGGUGAUGCCCAUCUGGAGGAAACACGCUCUCACAGGUCCCAUACACGUAGGAGUCACAAGUUGGGCAUAAGUGUAUAUUGUUACGAUAGGGGCAAGUAAGGUGUCUAUAGUCUCUGGGAAAUUCAAAUACAAGGAGUAUCAUCAGGUGGGCAGGCUGGAAUACGACCGGUUAUAUUUAUUUGAUAUGGCACGUGUACUGCCAAGAACCACCUGCUGGCACCUCUUACACUACCCACCCACUGACACUCUACCACCCACCCAUUGACACUCUACCACCCACCCAUUGACACUCUACCACCCACCCAUUGACACUCUACCAUCCACCCAUUGACAACACCACCCACCCACUAACACUCUACCACCCACAUACCAGCAUACCAGCAUAACAGCAAGUAGUUCUACCGUCGUACGUCUUGUUCCAAAAUUAAUCAUAAUUCAAGAAUUAGACUAAGCUUAGUCAACAGGGAUUGGGAAAAGUUGAAUGAAACGAAGUAUAAAUGAUUGUAAAUAGUGCGUUGUUAUACGUAAGUUGCGUACUUUCUUCUCAAUGUUAUAACUUAGCUGAGUACUGUUGUGUUAUUGUCUUGUAUGUGCUCUCUUCUUAGGAGACUCACCAGUACAGUAAUUAGUGUCUAAGUGUGACGUAUUGAGAGGGGCGAUAACUUAGCGACGUCUCAAGGUUUUGACGGACCAUCUUGUGGUAAGUCACACUACCCACA
Molecule: messenger RNA, 3127 nt
Organism: Procambarus clarkii (red swamp crayfish)
Lineage: Eukaryota; Metazoa; Arthropoda; Malacostraca; Decapoda; Cambaridae
Cellular component (GO): extracellular region
Molecular function (GO): chitin binding
Source: RefSeq, a predicted model, not a curated record